GUUCUUCGAGGGUCUAUGGAGGAUGCAAACUGCUCUGUACCCACAGCUACAACAUCACAUGAACAGCCACUCUGUGCUGCUCUCUACAACUCCAACUUCAAACAGGUGGUAAGUGGGUGCCAUGCGGGUGUGGUCAGUGUGUGGGACAUCCUGACGGGGGAGAAGGUAAUGCAGUUCCAAACGACCCCUGAGCGACCAGUCGAGGUCACUGCCAUGGCAUUCGACGGGCCCAAACGCCGCCUCAUCACCGGGUCUAAAGACGGCACCCUGCGUCUCUGGAACUUCAACAACGGGGCUCUCCUUUCUGAACUGCCCCUGGUGGACAGCAAUGAGGUUACAGGGAUUCUGUACAUCAACGAGAGGAUUUAUGUUUCAGGCUGGAGCAAACGGGUCAUGUGGUAUCUGGACAAUAAGGAGGAGGAUAAGAUGGAGCACCGCGUGUGGAACCAGUACCACUCAGACGACAUCUAUUCCAUGCACGCCCACGGCAGCAAGAUGCUGGUGACCGCCUCCUACAGCGGUGACAUCAUUGUCUGGAACAUAGAUUCAGGGCAAGCCUUCUGCCGUUUCAACGCUAGCGAGAGCCCACUGCCCCUCUUACCCAUACGGGUGAUAGAGAAACCAGGCCAGGUGGUGACUGUUAUGAGUCCAGACGGUUUGGGGAAGGAGGAUGAGGACGAUGUGUGGCUCCGCUCUAUGGUGGAAUUUCUUGAGACCGUGAGCCAGACUCUCAACCCUCAGGCUCGUCGUCCCAGCUGUGCCAACCCUGCCCACACCAACGUCAUACAGCAAAUCAAUCAAGCCCGGCGUUGCAGUAUUCCAGAGCCCCCUCCUGAUCCUGUGAUUCAGGGGCCUCGCGCCAACAUGCGGCAUGGCCGGAGGGGUAGCAUCUCGGCUCCAGUCUCUGCUUUACUGCCCCAGCCGGUCACAGUCUCCAUGGGUAGGCGGACGACACUGCUGCCCAGACGCAAGAGCAAAACCAUCAACCUAGACGAGCUGGAGAAGCCUCGGUUUGCAGUGGAGAAAGUGUUGUUUCUGGCCACCCGUGAGCGUAGCCCUGACACGGCCAUCCUCCUGACCAGCUCAGCAGACGGCUACAUCUACGCCUGGUCUAUCGGCCGUAACGGAGGGCUGCUGGGGAAAUUCCGUGCCGUGCAUAGCAAGGGGCCAGUCAUCUGUGCCAUGUCCACUGACAGACAGGAACAGAUACUGCUCACUGGAGACAGCAACGGAUACAUCACGCUGUGGGACAUUGAGAAGUAUUGUUACCGUAUGAGGGGUGGGGUGGCGGAGGAGGAAUCAUCCAAUGAGGACUCUCUGAGGUUGCCUCAACUCAUACCUCCCUACUGCAAAGUGGAGGGACCACGGAGGCUGGUGGUGGAGCAGGACAAAGAGAUUUUGCAGGGACGGAGUGUGUCCCUGAUCCCCCCUAGGCCCCUGAGUUCCUGGCGCUGCCACCUGAAAGGGAUCGUUCAUCUUGAGUUUGUGGAGCGUUUCCGCCUCAUCGUCACAGCCAGCCUGGACUGUAACGUACGUCUGUGGACCACCGCUGGCAGAUACAUCGGUACAUUUGGGCAGGGCCUGUGGCGGGUGGGCGACCCCAAGGCCCUCCACACAGAGCUCCCAGUGGACCUGAAGAGGAUGGGGUCCUGUCAGACACUUAAAGUCCUUAAUGAGGGGAAGUACCCGCACUGGAGCUGUGCCAAACGCAUCCUGGAGGGCCUGACUGCACAGAAGAGUCAGCAGUCGACAAAGUUUGGUGGGGUCACAACGCAGCUGAGGGAACUGGUUCCUACCGACCCACGGAUCGUCAUGUACACCGACGAGCAGAUUGAGAACACAUGGAGACUGUGGCAGGAGAAGGGAAGGCAGACCAGCAGCAUUUUAGGACGAGCAUACAAACAGAAAGUGAGACAUCAGCUUCCGUCCUGUACCCCUGACCUCCAGACAACCUUCAGCAGUCAAGAGCAGUUGAGGGUGUAUAAGGCCUUGCCCUACAGUGUUCUGCGGCCCGUCACCCUGCCCCCUGUCCCAGAGCUUCUGAAGGACCAUCAACACAGGUUAAAUGAGGGCACAGACACUGGCGCCAAGCAGAAGAGGAGCACUAAGCGCCGGCCCCACUCACACACACGCUACCUGGCUGCUCCUCCAUGACCAGCAACUCCCAGGUGCUAAUAUGACCCUCGCUGAUUACACUCAGAAAUAAAAAUGAGUCUGGCAAGGCACUAUUUCAUGUGUUUGGUGUAGUUGUUUUAGACGGAUCAGGUCGAGACAGUAAUACAGGACACGUGUAACGCUUUUUCUCAUAUGUGAUGAAAUGGUGAAGAGCGCAUUGAUUUUUUAUUUAUUGCACGUUUAGAGGAUAUCAAAAAAAUAUACAUUUUCUCAAAAAAUGUGGAGAGUUUGAGGGAAAAAGUAAUAUGUACAAGCCAUGUGUGUCUAAGAGUUCUCCCGGGGUUUAGGUCUCCUCUCCAUCUGAGAGAGAGUUGGAGUUUGGUUAUCAGGUUUCAUGUCCAGCUUUGACAGGCCUGGGACCUCCUCUCCUGCUUGUCCAGCUGGGUCACUUCGUCGAAUGAGAGGGUUGCAUCGGUGUUUGCUGAGGACCCACCAGUGGUACUUAAAGAAAUGCCAAAAGGUCAGCAGCAGAACGUACCGAUUGUAAAAUAUGAAUUGAAUCCCCAAAGCAGUUUCCCCGCUGGGAUCCUGAAGAUUCUUCAAACCACUCUAGAAAUUCUGAUCCCCCUCUUGCAGUCAUAUGAAUCAAACCGACUGUACAGACUCCAUUCCACGUGGAGAAUAUUAUUGCCUUUCGUGAAGCUGAGACUUAUUGAAAUCUGAAAAUAUAUACUUUUGUCUACUACAGCAAUGUAUCUGAGUCAACUUUUUUCCUGUGAAGGGGAAGAGAAAUAAGAGGGUGAGGUUAGAAACAACAGGACAAAUAUAUAGAGCGCUCCCCCAUUGAAGAAUUUAAGUAUUGUUGUUGAUUUGCUGUCUUCUUU
Oncorhynchus tshawytscha (Chinook salmon) is the source of this 2999-nucleotide messenger RNA. RefSeq names its product WD repeat-containing protein on Y chromosome-like. Bases 16 to 2154 code for a protein of 712 amino acids. The record is from RefSeq and is a predicted model, not a curated record. The transcript is spliced from 14 exons. Gene Ontology annotation, molecular function: protein binding. Lineage: Eukaryota; Metazoa; Chordata; Actinopteri; Salmoniformes; Salmonidae.